Messenger RNA from Pelobates fuscus (common spadefoot toad), 1868 nucleotides. RefSeq names its product chemerin-like receptor 1. Gene Ontology annotation, cellular component: plasma membrane. NCBI's taxonomy places the organism in Eukaryota, Metazoa, Chordata, Amphibia, Anura, Pelobatidae. The coding region runs from base 252 to 1301 and encodes 349 amino acids. Gene Ontology annotation, molecular function: G protein-coupled receptor activity; complement receptor activity. The record is from RefSeq and is a predicted model, not a curated record. Gene Ontology annotation, biological process: inflammatory response; positive regulation of cytosolic calcium ion concentration; phospholipase C-activating G protein-coupled receptor signaling pathway. The transcript has 3 exons.
UAUAAAGCAAGAAGAUCUUUUUCUGAGUUCAGCAAGUCAUUUCCAGGCUUGGACAGAGGGUCACCUCUUUAGGGCCACAGGAGCAUCCAGAGAAGUGUCAACCGGGCCCAGUUCUGCCACUACAGUGGAAAACACAAGCUCUCGGGUGGUAGCAAAGGAGCUCAUACCAAAGGCAGUCCAUCUGCCAAUUGAAGACCCAUGCAUUCAAGGAAUAAAUUGCCUGCUGUCCCAAUCAAUUCAUCGAUUCCUUUAUGGAUAACAUAACAAGUGAACCAUAUUAUGAUGGAUACUAUAUUGACAAUGAAAAUUACAGUCCAGGGGAAGUUGUCACGAAUCAUGUUCAUAUCAAUAAAGGAUACUCUGCAUUACAGAUAUCUGUUACUUUGCUUUACACUGCAGUAUGUCUCAUGGGCAUUGUUGGAAAUGGCCUGGUUAUUGCCAUCAUUUCAUCCAAGAUGAAGAAAUCUGUAAAUACGAUUUGGCUUUUUAAUCUUGCUCUCACAGAUUUUCUAUUUUCAUUUUUUUUGCCACUAACUGCGACAUAUGCAGCCAUGGAUCACAACUGGAUUUUUGGAAAAGCCAUGUGCAAGUUAAAUUCAUUAAUUCUGGUCCAAAAUAUGUUCACCAGUGUCAUUUUAUUAACAUUAAUUAGUCUGGAUCGCUGUAUUUCUGUUAUGUUGCCAGUGUGGUCCCAAAAUCAUCGGUCUACUAAACUGGCCAACGUCUUGUGUGUCGCUGCAUGGAUGAUUGCCUUUGUAUUAGGCUCUGCUACACUGUUUUUCCGUGAUACAGCAUUCAUCAAUGGAAAAACUGUCUGUUUCAUGAACUUUUCGUUAUCUGGUGUCGGCGAUCCACAACAUGUACUUGUUGCAUUCAACUCCGUGAGAUUUGUCUUUGGAUAUGCAGUGCCACUCAUUCUCAUUUUGUCCAGCUAUAUAAUCAUUGUCUACAAGCUCAAGAGAAACAGGCUUGCCAAAUCAAGGAAACCAUUUAAAAUCAUUCUAACCAUUAUUGUGGCUUUCUUCCUCUGCUGGACCCCAUUCCACGUGUUGAAUAUGUUAGAAAUAAUGCACACCCCAUUUCAGACUGGUAUGCCUUUUGCUUACAUCCUGGCUUCGGCCAACAGCUGCAUAAAUCCAAUAUUAUAUGUGAUUCUUGGACAAGAUUUCAAGAAAUUUAAGAUGAGCAUAUUAUCGAGACUUGAUAAUGCAUUAAGUGAAGAUACAAUGCACUCACGUCUCAGCCACAGAACAUUCUCCCGGAUGUCUUCAAUGAACGAAAAGGAGACAAUAGUACAAUAGGCCAACAAAAAAAUCAUGAAUACAUUUUGCAUAUAGUCAGUUGGUUUGUAACCAAAUCAAAAAUAAUCAUCUAUGCUUGGUGCCUGAUAAAUCAGUUACCUAUUAAAGUCAGGCAACAUGAAGAUUUCUAGUUGUUGAUGAGCUACAUUUCUAAUAAGUCUCCUCUUAUGAUUAGCUACUCGAGGACCAAGGGAGUUGUAGUUCAUAGCCCAUAGCUGUGUAACUUCGUUAAACAAAACAAAAAAAAAGUUCUGCCUAUUGCUUAUAAUUGUUUAUAGAAGACAUUCUUUACCUUGGUAGCUGAGCAUUACAAACAUAUAUCAUUAGUUAUUUUGCACUUUAAUUUUCUUUUUUUAUGAUUAUGAUAUUAUGAUUCAACUACCAUAUUGAAAAUUUAUAUUUCUCAUACAGUAAAUGACAAAAAAAAUGCUAAGUUAAUAUAACAUAUUAUUAAUAAUUGAAAGGGACACGUUUAUGAAAGCACUUUUACAAAUUUGUAGAAUAGUCACUUAUUUGAAUAACUAGACAUUAAAUAAAAUAGUUGUGGCGGAUCGUUCGUAUACAGUU